GUUGUUUUUGUUUAGGACAAAAACUACAAGGUCCAGAUGCAGCUGCUGAAGUUAUGGACUGGCUAAAAUCAAAAGAACAAACGAACAGAUAUGUUACUGAUAAAAUUAUAUGCGUAGACGUUUUUUUGGUUGAUAAUCAACUAUACAUAUUGUGAUUGGUAUUUUUGUUGUGAUUUUUGAGUGGAUUAAUCAAUAGCGGGAACAGAUAAUCUGAAUCUAAUUCUAGUAUUCCAUUUAGGACUGUUCUGAGACUGUUGCUCGUUUCUAUAAGUGCAGGAUGAUCCAAAAGUUUUGGUCGAACUUAGAAAAAGAAAUUCUGAAAAUUUUCUAAGUUCGACCGAGACUUUUGGAUCAUCCUGUAGUACCGACGAAAAGUUAUAUCAACCUUGGUAAAUAAGUGGUCACACUUUUUUACGACAACAGAUUUCUGCUUAGUAACUCUGCUUCUGGAGAAUUAUUUAUUGCUGCAUAAAAUUAUGCUCUCUGUUCUAUCGCUUUCAACAUAAUGAUACAUUUUUGAUUUUGUUUAGGUUUCCAUUAUUUUCGGCUGUCCAUGGCAUUUGUGAACGUCAACUUGAACCAAAAUUAUUACUCGAAGCUUUACGCUAUCAUCCAGAAUAUACCAUGUAA
This is a messenger RNA of Didymodactylos carnosus, 630 nucleotides long. NCBI's taxonomy places the organism in Eukaryota, Metazoa, Rotifera, Eurotatoria, Philodinida, Philodinidae. The record is from the annotation of a GenBank genome assembly.